This is a messenger RNA of Pocillopora meandrina, 6657 nucleotides long. The record is from the annotation of a GenBank genome assembly. NCBI's taxonomy places the organism in Eukaryota, Metazoa, Cnidaria, Anthozoa, Scleractinia, Pocilloporidae.
GUGUUGCCUACGAUUGAACUACAAUGUUGCCUUGAGUCGUGAUUCAAUCGCUUUUUAUAUAAAUUAGAAACUACUCAUAAAACCAAAAAUUCAAACCGAAACACCGAAGUUCACUGGAUAGAUAUGUUUUUGAAGGCUGAGGACUUGAUACUGCAUGUUGUUGAUACUAUCCCUACCCCCGAAGGUGCCUAAUGGUUCGCGCGUCCUUGGCGCGUUGCACGACUGCAUUUGACAACAACGGUUAAAAGCGGAGGCGACGAUAGAAGAAGGAUUGGACAUCAUGCCCUUGAAGGUAAUACUUAAACUUGAUAUAUCCUUUUAUUGCUAAAAUAGAAUAUAGAAUACUUAUAUUUUUAGAAAACUUUUUUUACACUUAUCUCGGUCCAAAUUUUGAAUGUCGCCUCUGUGGACUCAACAUCAACGUCGAAGGAAUUUUAUUGCAGAGGCAACAAACCACAACACACCAGUCGCCUUGAAUUUAAUUGAACUUCAUUAAGAUAUUCAUAUCGAGAAGCGUACAAAUAUGCAUCACUCAGUGCUUGAGUCAUAAAUGUCCACGAGUUCUAUGGCCAAAUAUUUUCCAUCGAUCCUCGAGAGGAAUCUCUGUGUUUAUAACUUAGUUUUAUCGUAAACACGUUAGGUGUAGGUUAGCUCGCUUAAAUUUUCACAUUUGUAAGGUUUUGAAGUGGAACGAUUUCACUUUAGGACAUGUUCACGUGGAUGGAUAAUAGAUACGCGUUCUAUACGAGUUUAACGCGCAUAUUUUGUUCCCCUUAUCUUAACUUUGAGCUGCACUUAUAGGUCCACAACACGUGUGGGACCCAGUUACUUGUAAUGGUGAUAGAACUGAUUGGAGCCAAUUCGGUUUGUAAUCAUACAAGUGAUUAACAAAAUUAGACGACUGCUAAGGGAGAGUCCGAUUUGUUAAUCACGAGUAUGAUUACAGACCGUAUUGGACAACACGAAGUCCUGUUACCAAUUAAUCAAAACUAUGACAAAAUUUGAGAAAAAAACUAGACAUUGGGUAUAUGCUUUAAUGAAAAAAAUAAGCAACAGUUAACUUGGCAAAAUGUGAGAAACAGCACACACACAUGAUGCAUCCUGUCCACUUACACAGGUAUGACACGUCAACUGUCCCUUAAACUUUUCUAUUACACUGUCCAAGUAUGAUGUGUACACUCUCCUAUUAGUGCUCAAAUCAGGCUGGUGAUAACUAAUUGCAUUAGAAAUUUUGUCAUAGUUUUGAUUAAGUCUGUAAUCAUAUGGGUAAUGAACCCAAAAUAAAUCAACCACUAAACAGAAGUCUGAUUUGUUUAUCAUGAUUAUGAUUACUGACAAAAUUGGAUGACACAAAAUUGUUACCAAUAAAUCAAAGCUAUAGUAAUAUGUAAGAAACAAACUAGCCACAUGUUUUCAUAACACUAAGAUACUAGCUACAUGAUUUCAUAACACUAAGAAACUGUUAAUUCAGUGAUAUGCUCAAAACAGUCACAUAUACAAUUAACAGUUAACACGUCAUGCCUGUGUAAGAGGAAAGAAUGCAUCAUUUUUGUGCACAGUUGUCUCACAUUUUGCUGAGUUAAUUGUUUUUUUUUUUAUGGAAACAUAUAAUCGAUGUCUGGUUUCUUUCUCAAAUUUGUCAUAGUUUUGAUUAAUUGGUAACAGGACUUCAUGUUGUCCAAUUCUGUCUGUAAUCAUACAAUCAUACUUGUGAUUAACAAAUUGGAUUCCCACUUUGUGGUUGUAAGCAUGAUACUUACACUGACCCAGUAGUGCUUAAAUUAGGCUAGUGAUAACCAGUCUUGUUCAAAAAUUUUGUUAUAUAGAAUUAAUUAAAAGGUGUAUGUUAGGGUUAAAUAACACAAAUCUGGGAUGAUUCAGUGAGCCAGCCCAGUAAGUUAAACAAUUUCAUGUCCAGAGAGAGCUUUAAUCCUUUAACUCCCAGAUCAAAUUUGUAAAUUCUCCUAAAUAUCAACCAUACGAUUCUUAUAAUGUUAGUUCAGAGAAGUUAGUACUGGAUCAACUUAUUAUCUCCAAAUUGAUAUUUUUCUUUAUUCUUAUCACUUUCUGGUUAACUUUGUAUUGAUAUUGUAAGGAGAAAUUCUGUCUUGGUUAAGGUUUGCCUGAUUUUAAUUUUGCUGACAAUGGCAAACUUGGCUAAUGUGAUUUGUGUUAAAUUCAAUACAAAUCAGCACAUGUAUUAAUUACAUUCUUAAAGUUGCCUUAAUUAUUACAAAAUAAGGUUAAAAUGACUAACUAGGGUAAUUUUUACAGAUAUGUUUGCUAAAAUAAGUGAUACAUUUGUCAGUUGUGGAUUUGAAACUUGCUAAUUAAGCCGCAAGUUUCAAGUUAAGUUUCAAGGGCUCAAAGCUUAUUUGCCUCACCCAGUAACAUGGCAUUUGCAUUAAUUUUCCUUGCAGAAUGAAGACAGCUGGCUUCACUGUACCAUGUGUCGAUCAGGGAGGCAAGGUGCAUCCACUCUUAAUAAAGCUUUGCAAAGAAAGGUGGAGUGGCCAAGUCAAACAAAUACCUCAUUUCACUCCUCACAGGUAGCCUAAAAAACAAAUUUAUGAACCAUUUUUAUUUGAAUAAGUCCCCUUGGUGCCUCUUUAAGUUUUAGCCCUUAAGAGUGGUUGCUUAAUAUGUGAGGUGGGUGCUUAUUAGGGGCUGGGUGCUUAUUCAAUUCUCACCAUUUUCAGCAAGUGUAUGUCAGUAAGAACAAGUUGUUACAGUAGUUAGAGUAUUUUGCCACAAAACAAUGAAUAGUAACAAAAUGGGAAGAUGCACCAUAAUAUAGACAGUGAAUUUAGAUAUUGUAAGCCAGUAAAGAAGUAGCAAUCAAUACUCAUCUUGUGCACUUCAGUUUUUUUGAGAGGGGAGGGUUGGGAGCUUAUUCAAGGUGGGUACUUUUUUGAAGUUGGCCACUUAAUUGAAUGAGUACAAUAUACAAAUAUGAAGACACCUUUUUGCUUUUGGAUACCAAAUCACUCAGAUGUAUAUUUCUAUGUUUGCUGAUUUUGUUUUGGGCUCGUACAUUCAUUCCCACAUGCAAAAAGAUUCUUUCCCCUUAGGUUAUUCCUUGAAAAAAGAGACAAUUGUUUAGUUUUUUUUUAUAUUUCUUCAUAGUUUGACUUUUUUCUUCUUGGUUAGAAUCACAGUUUUGAGUGGUACAUGAUUAUGAUUUGCUGACAAUGCUUGCUAUGAUGAAUUGAUCUAGUCAACCUUUUUAAGAGAAAAAAUUCUGAAAUUAUUUCUUUUACAUAAUGAUAGAAAAUACUCAGUUGAACUCUUUGACAAAUGCUUUGAUCAAUUCAAAGCUUUAUCAUCCCCCCUCCGUGCAACCACCCCUGGCAUCUGAAAUUUUGAAAAUUUCUCUUUUUAAAUUCCUACCCCAUGGGUAUUUUUCUAUGAAAGGGGAGAUCAGCAACUGUGACUUUCUACACAUUGACCAGCAAUUUUUUUGAGUAUUCAAGCUUUGAAACUAAGAUCUUGUAGACCUUACAUUCUAAGUUAUCCACCUGCAGAAGAGAACUCUUGACCUUUGAACAUCUUAAGGUAUACCUAAUGUUAUUAUGACUAAUCAUCUAACUGUUAUGGUAGGAACCCAUGGUGCACACCACAAUAGAAGAUGCAUUUGACACAGUGCUGCAGUACAUGAAUGUAACAAGCAGACAGUGCAAGGUAAGCAUUGGAAGCUGUGCUUGGUACAAAAAUUACCAGUUCCUAUCCUUCUCUUUGCUAUAAAAAAGGUAGCCUCAAGGCUUUUGCAUUGCACCAUAGAUCACAUAGUUCACGCAGAGGUGUUUAGAACAUUCUUAUACUUAUUCAGGGUUAGACAGCUCUUUCUCUUUCCUCUUUACUUGAAUGGAGCCCCAUAUGUCAAUAGCCCUAAAAUGUGUUGACCAGCUCGCUGUAAGCAGCUUUUUUUUUUCAGAGACUAUUGAAAACUUUUCUUAUUAAAGUUUGGAAAAUAAAUCCACCAAAUAUACACUGUAUGCUUCUAUUCACGAGAAACUUACAUCAAGUUUAACUUCCAAUUCAAAAUUGGAAGUUAACUUCUUUCAAACAACUGGCCCCAUGGUCCUGCCCAUGAGCUUGCCAUUGGUUGAACAUUUUUUUGCAAGGCACUUCAAUUAUUCUCCACCCACUGAAACCUCAAAUAAUGGUGAAUCUCUUUUUAGUAAUAUGUAUGUAAUCCAAACAGUGCAUUCUGAUAGCCUUCAAACAGGCCUUCGUCAUUAGUGUUUCAGGACGUGCGUUUCUCCGCCCGCGAGAAGAUUUGGAACAAGUCGGGGAGAGGUUAGCUGGGGUUUGGCACUAACUAUCAGUGCCAGAUUCCAUGCAGACCUCCCACUGACUUGCAUUACUCAAGGCCUCAUAUUUCCCUGCAGGUAUCGAAGCGCUGAUAACGAGAUGAUACCUGCGGGUAGCCUACGUGUAGCCGUACCCUCCCCUCUUCCGUUUCAUUUUAGCGGGGGGAGGGUAUGGCUAUACUUAAACUAGCUUGCAAUGGUACGCUUUGUCAUACAUUAUUAUCACAGACCUCUCGACUGCUUGCGUUGCUCAAGGUCUCAUACUUUCCCGCGGGUGUAGAAAAGCUCGUGUAGAAGCGCUGAUAACCAGGGCCUGCUCGCUGGCUAUGCAUUCUAAUUGGUUCCCUCGUUUGCUGCAUGUUUUAUCGUGCAUCAUGGAUGGAAAGGAAAAAAUGUAUAACACAGGAGAUUAUAAUCUAUUGAUAACAUUCAUACUAAUACCGUAUUUGGUGAUGAUUAACAGUACCAAGAUAGGUUUAUAUUUGAAUUGGAUUGGUCUUAACAUUCACUUAAGGUGCUUUUUGACAUUACUGUUUCUAACUUUAUUUGAAAAUCGCCAAAGUCGAGUAGACUAUUUAUAAAACGGGGAUGAAAAAAUUAUUUGAAUGCUUGAUCUCGAUUUAUUGUAGCAUAGGAAAUGAAAGGCUUAAGAAAUCUCAAGUUUUCCCUUCAAACAUGACAUACUACAAAUACGGAAGCUUGUGACCAAAAAAGAUUCAUCCAAAUGAUCUUUACAAUAUAACGUUAAAGUUAACUCUGCUUUGAAAUUGCUCAAACGAGAGGGAAAACGAGUGUGUGGGCUGAGAUAAGUCAUCAACUCUCUUAUAUGUAGUGUGUUUGUUUUUCCUAGCGGUAUUUCCGCUGUAGAUCAACGGAAGACUGCAAUGCUCAGGAUGUAAAUCACUGCAACAGAUUUCAUCAACCAGGUUACAACCUGGUCACACGACCACACCCCGUAAGUAAAUACAUUGUAGCUCUAACGUUUAAGGGUGUUGUGUUAACUAGUAUUCUAUUUUAGAUUUCCUCAAUUUUUUCUAAGAUAUUUAUUAUUCUUAAGUUACCUAUAAACCCAUAAGAAGACUACAACUAGGAAUUUUAGUCACUAAGUUUCGCCCUCGUGAGAAUGACAAGCAAAAUGUCGAUUAUAAAUGUCCUUGUGCGUCAUGUCUAUGGAAUUUCAUUGGCGAAACCAACAGAUCAUCUGGCACUAGAAGAAAAGUUAAUAUCAAAGGUUUGAACGUAACAAAACAUGUAUGGACUCUGAACUUCAUAUUUACUGGUAACUCAGACAAUGCCACAAUCACAGACAAACAAAACAAUUGCAUUAGAAAGACACUGGAGUGAUUGCACACGGCAAAAACUGUUUAGGCUGACUCCAAUUUAUGCUUGCUCCUAAGUCAAUGAUAUUCUCUCUCUUUUUAACAAACGGAAGCUUUAGCACUUUUGGUAUAUUAUUCAGCAUUCCUUUCCGUAAGGCAAUUUGUUACUCUUAAUUUUGUUUUUUUUUAUUUUACCCUCCCCGUUCAAUUUUUCUUCACACUCAUUGAUCAUAUAUUUUUACCCGUCGAAUAAAGUAGAAUGACUGUUGAAAGCAUACAAGUUCGUGGCAUCUUUCAAUCAAAUAGCAUUUUAUCUGUUAUGCAUUGUAGUAGCGUAUAUUCGAUAUAUAUACCUUUUCUUAAUUCUCUUCACCUCAAGCUCCAACGAAUGGAAGACGUCCAGGUAGAAGUAGCACCUGGCAGUUAUGCAGUUUCCGCUGGCCGCUACGGUGCACCCAGGCAACACACCCAUAUCGUCCGUUUGGAACCAGGACAGACGGUUGAUCUUGGGUUCUCGUUAUAGUCCUAUAUUGGCUUGAAGAUGAUGUAGUUUAUUCACUUUUUUGACAACAUAGUUACAACAGGGCUUAAAUUACACUGAGCAGGAAAAGAUGGCAAAAGGAACCUACAGUGUAGACAAGAGUCGUCUUCAUCAUAGUUGGGAUCGUAGAAAUCGUGUUUUCACAUUUACUGCGACAAACUCAGUCAUCCUUUUAAAGCUAUUUAUACAGAUGUAAUUAUGAAAACUAGUAUAUUGUAAUGGGUGGAAUAUCAACACUCGUCUGCUUAAUAGGAAUUAGUAUUCUUCUAAAUAUGAUAUAUUCAAGAGAAGAUCUUAACAAAAGUAGUUUACUAUUGUAGAUUUCGAAUUCACAACAUUGAAAACCUGAUUUGAAGUUACUUUCUGCUGAGAUAACAUUAACAAUAAAGCGUAGCGUAGCAUGGUCAACUUUGGUGAACGUUUGAUUUUCUCUUCAUAGACGUAAUUCGCAGUGCUACGAUUGAACAUCAGAGAACUUUCCCAU